AUGGCAGCCUUGCUGAGAAAGCCUUUGAAGCUGGCUCUCGUCCAGCUUGCCUCUGGCGCGGACAAAUCCAUCAACCUUUCGAAUGCCCGGAGCAAGGUCCUCGAGGCCGCACAGGCUGGCGCACGACUAAUCGUCCUUCCUGAAUGCUUCAACUCCCCUUACGGUACCCAGUUCUUCCCCAAAUACGCCGAAACCCUUCACCCUUCUCCACCCACAAAGGAACAGUCACCCUCGUUCCACGCGCUGUCCGCGAUCGCCGCCGAGGCAAAGACAUACCUUAUCGGAGGCAGUAUUCCCGAGCUGGAGCCGGAGAGCAAGAAGUAUUACAACACGUCGCUGGUGUUUUCGCCGACGGGCGCCUUGAUUGGAACUCAUCGCAAGACGCACAUGUUCGACAUCGAUAUUCCGGGCAAGAUUACGUUCAAGGAGAGCGAAGUACUGUCGCCAGGCAAUGAACUAACAGUAAUUGACCUCCCGGAAUACGGCAAGAUUGGAUUGGCGAUCUGUUACGACAUUCGAUUCCCGGAGUCGGCUAUGAUCGCAGCCCGUAAGGGUGCUUUCCUGCUAGUCUCACCGGGCGCCUUCAACACAAUUACUGGGCCUCUUCACUGGUCACUCCUGGGACGUGCUCGCGCUGUUGACAAUCAGACUUAUGUUGCUCUGUGCAGCCCUUCGCGCGAUUUGGAAGCUACUUACCAUGCCUAUGGUCACAGUUUGGUCGCAGACCCGAGCGCGAAGAUAUUGUGUGAAGCGGAAGAGGAAGAGACCAUCCUGUACGCGGAUCUCGAUAACGAGACCAUCGUGAACACGCGCAAGAGUGUUCCAAUCUACACCCAGCGCCGGUUUGAUGUGUACCCUGACGACGCCCACACGAUAAGCGAGCCACACUCAUCCGCGGGCCACAAAUUCAGUCACUUUCGUGAAUUUCUUCCUCGACCAAUUCCGCCCACAGUCGCCGACCCCUACAAGAUGUCCAACGUCAAAUCUGGAAAGCAGCGUUCGGCUAUCGCCGACGUGGUGUCGCGCGAGUACACCAUCAACCUCCACAAGCGCACCCACGGUGUCAGCUUCAAGAAGCGUGCUCCCCGUGCCAUCAAGGAGAUCCGCGCCUUCGCUGAGCAGGCCAUGGGUACCAAGGACGUUCGUGUCGACCCCGCCCUCAACAAGAAGGUCUGGGAGGCCGGUAUCAAGGGUGUCCCCUUCCGUAUUCGUGUUCGCAUCUCCCGCAAGCGUAACGACGAGGAGGGUGCCAAGGAGCGUCUGUACUCCCACGUCCAGGCCGUCAACGUCAAGAACCCCAAGGGUCUUCACACUGCUACCGUUGAUGAGUAA
Messenger RNA from Penicillium maclennaniae, 1332 nucleotides. RefSeq lists its product as uncharacterized. NCBI's taxonomy places the organism in Eukaryota, Fungi, Ascomycota, Eurotiomycetes, Eurotiales, Aspergillaceae. The transcript has 6 exons. Gene Ontology annotation, cellular component: ribosome; mitochondrion. Gene Ontology annotation, biological process: oxaloacetate metabolic process; L-glutamine metabolic process; translation. Gene Ontology annotation, molecular function: omega-amidase activity; structural constituent of ribosome. Bases 1 to 1332 code for a protein of 443 amino acids. The record is from RefSeq and is a predicted model, not a curated record.